AUGGAAACCCUCGGCAAGCGGAAGCGCGGCGGCGACGCCUGCUCGUCGGGCGGCGGCGAUGACGCCUUCUCGUCGGGCGGCGGCGACCGGCUGAGCGCCCUGCCGGACCACCUCCUCCACGAGAUCAUGUCCCGCAUGAAGGCCCGGCAGAUGGUGCAGACGUGCGCGCUGUCUCGGCGGUGGAGGCACCUCUGGCCCAAAGUCCCGUGCCUCGACAUCGACCGGCGCGAGUUCUUCGACACCGACCAGGAGAAGUUCGACGACUUCAUCUACUUCCUGCUGCGCAAGGUCUCCGUCGCCCACCUGGACGCGUUCCGGCUGCACGACGCUAUUACCAGCAACGCGUCGGCGUGGAUCCGCCGCGCCAUCAUGGACAGCGCCCAGGCGCCGCCACCUGCGAGCGAGGGGCCGACGAGCUCCGGCUCCUGGCGGAUCAGAAGGCUGCACCUCUCCGGCCUGCGCCUGGAUGGGCCCUUCGCCGAGCACGUCAGGUCACGGUGCCCGUCCCUGGAGGAUCUGGAGCUGAGGACCUGCACGUGUCGGUUCCGCGCGAUCGCCUCCGGCUCGCUGGAGAGCCUGGCCCUGGUGCGGUGCGAGGGGUUGGGCCCAGGAUUCUCCGAGAUCUCGUCGCCCACGCUCAAGAGCUUGGUUGUCGACGGCGGCUCGAGCGACGUCGCCUCUCCGUUCGUCGUCAGGGCCCCGGCUCUUGCUCGUCUGUUCCUGGUCGUGUCCCCUUACAACUUUCCUGCCGGCGUUUCCUUCGGUGACGAGAUGCCAUCCCUUGCCAGGGCGUCGAUUCAUCUCAAGGAACGCGAAACACUAGCAAAGCGUGCGCACCUCAGAAGCCAUCUGUUCAAGAUUCUUGGCAGCGUGUCGAACGUGACUAGUCUGGAGCUUAAUGGCUUCAACGUGACGGUGAAAGCAGGUGAAGAAUCCACGGAAUUCCCAGAAUUCAGCAACCUGACGACCCUAGAAUUGGACCAAUGUGGUCUUGGCCAUGAUCACCAUGUAUCAGGGCACAUUCUUCGGAAUUCGCCCAACUUGGAGAAGCUCACUUUAACUUUGUCGAAGUCGUGUUCGAUGGUGCCUGUUGGGGAACCACCUUCAUAUCCAGAAUUCAAGAACAUGAGAGCCUUGACACUGCACAACUAUGAUGCCAAUGAGGAUUUCAAGACAUUGGGACGCUUUCUUCAGAGUUCGCCUAUAUUGGAAAAGCUUACUUUGCAAUGUUGCAAGUUCUCAAAAGAUACAAGGAAAAAGAAAGGAAUCUCAAAGAUGAAGAACAUCGACGACCCAACAAAUCUCAUGGACGUCCGGUGCGAGAGCCUCAAGCUUACUAAAAUCAUAUACAAAGAUGACGAUGUUGUCCAACUUGUUGGGUUUAAAGUUUAG
This is a messenger RNA of Panicum virgatum (switchgrass), 1392 nucleotides long. RefSeq names its product MEIOTIC F-BOX protein MOF-like. Gene Ontology annotation, molecular function: protein binding. The record is from RefSeq and is a predicted model, not a curated record. Lineage: Eukaryota; Viridiplantae; Streptophyta; Magnoliopsida; Poales; Poaceae. The transcript is spliced from 5 exons. Bases 1 to 1392 code for a protein of 463 amino acids.